AGACGCUCUCCUUUCCGCAGUGUCCUCGGACCGGUUUGCCGGAGGACCAUUUCAUCAAUAUUUAAGAAAGACCAAUAAUAAUGAAGCACUGGYUCGAUUAGACUUCUGGAACGAAGCACAGCACUACCUUGUUCCACCAGAGACUCUCGGCACCACAACGAGGUAUAGAAUGGCAAUGAUGCUCAUAGGAGCAUUUCUCAUGGCUGAUGCACCUAAAUGCGUGCCUAUGAACGCGAUGGCCAGAAAAGAGCUGAUUAAACUACUGCCAAUUGAUCAAGGAGACGCCAUCUUAUCUCAUGAAUCACGUAACGUUGUUCAGGGCCUAAUGUCACCAUGGCUGGAGUACAUACGAGCUGAAGACGACCACUUCAUCAGUUCAGUG
Molecule: messenger RNA, 382 nt
Organism: Exaiptasia diaphana
Lineage: Eukaryota; Metazoa; Cnidaria; Anthozoa; Actiniaria; Aiptasiidae
Product: nucleolin
Source: RefSeq, a predicted model, not a curated record